Melampsora larici-populina 98AG31 is the source of this 630-nucleotide messenger RNA. RefSeq lists its product as uncharacterized. Lineage: Eukaryota; Fungi; Basidiomycota; Pucciniomycetes; Pucciniales; Melampsoraceae. Bases 1 to 630 code for a protein of 209 amino acids. The transcript is spliced from 4 exons. The record is from RefSeq and is a predicted model, not a curated record.
AUGACUUACAUCGCCGUCAUCAACGCCAUUGUCAACGUAACCUCACCGCCUGUUGCUAUGAACAGUGGGCAAAUUUCGUUCGUUGAAAACACUGCCUCGAUGACUGUCGUCGACCUCGAGGGCCACGCUGUUCCGGAAUUACUCUUCACUCACGGAUUCGGUCCUGCUGAGAACACUCUUCAACACCACCACACUUAUUCAAUCACUGGUCCCUUUGGUCAGGACAGCGUCACCGGCCGAGCUUCUAUCAAACAUACCCCACUCAACCACGCUGACGUCACCGGUAUUAACUUCCCCGAUUGCGAACUCGCUGGUCGAGCCACGAUUACUGGGGUCGCCAGAGUGAUCUCUUUUUACCUUGAAGACGGUCCAAUCAACGGCCCCGAUUGGGAUAUGGUCCUCACGGCUAGUCACGAAUACUACGAUGUUAUAGUCCAAAGGCGUCUCACGUUCAACGUUUUAUAUCGUUUCGGGCAUGCGACUCCACUUGGCCAAUUUUGGCCUCACAUCACCGCCGGAUCUGCUAUUUGGGUGCAUGGAAACAUCAUAAGUAAAGACCGUGAUACCUUGGAAUUCGCCGUCAUGGUCUCGCAAUAUACGCUGCUUGGGGAAAUUUUUGCCACAACUUGA